AUGGCACUUCCUAUUAGCAGCCCAUCUCCAAAACUCGAUCGCUUCCAGCAAGCCAUGGAAUCGGUUUAUGGUGAUUUCAGCAACAUCGAAAGUCCUGAGAGCUGGAGCCCACCUCAGCGAUCGGGGGGCCAUCGCGGACGCUACCUUUGGUCGGACGCAUUUGGCGUGAUAAACCUGCUGACAAUGCACAAGGAGUAUUGCCGUGCAGGUAACGACACUGUCAAUGAUGACCGGUAUCUCAUCAUAGCUGGUCGUUUGAUUGACACUGUGCAUGAUGUCCUAGGCUGGACAAGAGACGGUCUCUCGCGACUACCGGGAGCUACGGAUGACAAUCCGCUGGGUGGCGGACUUCGAAUCGGCAAGACAGACGAGCAUGGAUCUGACUGCGAUGGACAAUAUCAUCACUACUUAACAAUUUGGAUGUUCGCGCUCAAUCGCAUGUCCAAGGCCUCUGGGAAUAACGCUUAUAAUCGCAUGGCUGUUCAAUUGGCGCGUGCGAUUCAUCCUAAAUUUUUCGUUGAUCGGUCCGGACCCAAGCCGCGGAUGGUUUGGAAGAUGUCUAUGGAUCUUUCUGCGCCACUUGUUUCCUCCGAGGGAAACUUGGAUCCUAUCGACGGUUUCGUGGUUUUUCGACUCCUGCAAGCCGCGGCCAUGGAAGCCGGUGAUGGUGAAGUGCUGACAGAAGAAAUCAAUGAUUACAAACGAGUCAUGGAGCGCAAGGGCAGACAUUUUGUUUCCAGCGAUACUCCAGACCUAGGAAUGACAUUAUGGACGACGCAUUGGUUCUCCGAGAGUGAACAAUGGGCCCUGAACCUGACAGAAAGAUGUUUUGAGCAAUUAUACAAUCUGUUCGAGAUUGAUCGAUACCUGGACAGCAACAUCAAAUUUCGCCUAGCUUUCCGAGAGUUUGGGACCUGUAUGGGAGCUCAAUGUCAAUCGGAACAUAUGACAGAAAAGGAGGGAUCCGUCGAUCUCAAGACUUGGUCCGAUUCCAUCAUCGCUGCAUGGGAUCCGUAUAUGGAUCUCACGAUAUCACAGGGGCUCACGCCUGACGAUUUGAAACCGAUAACUCGCGUUAUGUAUGCGUCAGCUUUGAUCCCGGGAGGUUUCUGUGCAGGUUACUUUGGAUCAGAGCCUGAUGUCAAAGUUGUGAUGGAUAAGAGGGGCGAGUCGAGUGAGCUUUAA
Molecule: messenger RNA, 1185 nt
Organism: Penicillium cosmopolitanum
Lineage: Eukaryota; Fungi; Ascomycota; Eurotiomycetes; Eurotiales; Aspergillaceae
Exons: 3
Coding region: 1-1185 (394 amino acids)
Source: RefSeq, a predicted model, not a curated record